GCGCCUGACCAACACCGUCCUGGAGAGAAUGAAAGACUGGCUGGAGCACUAUAUCAGUAAGCAACACGCAGACCCUAUCAGUGGUGACGGUGGAGAUGAGAACGGCGCUCCACUUGAUGGCGGUAGUGACAUCAAGCGUAGGGGUCGGAACAGAAGGGUAUGCACGGAGGUCAACUGCAUCAACAGCAACAAGCAGAACCAACUUCAGAUGAGCCUAUGGAUGAGCAGACAAGUACUACGAUUGACAAAGUGCCAGUUUGGUCAGCCGAGACUGUUUCCAGUUGCAACGUACGGGAAUUGGCAGUGCUCCCCAAUAGCAUUGGCUACAAAGAGGCAUGUGUAGCUCAAUCUGGUUUGCUUGGUCUGUCCAAUCAAACAGAAAUAAGCUCUCGACACUCCGAGCCUCUACCACGUGGUAGCCCAGAUGAUGCUGGUGUGGACGCGCUUAAAUCGAUCUGUCUGGCCUCAGCCGAUGUCCAGGUUGAAGAUGUAGCUCUUGAUGAGAGCCCUGAAUAUCGAUAUGUGUCGGAGGCUGAUACGGAGCAGAUCCCCAUUCGCCGUGAAGGUACAGUGCUUUUCAUGGAAGGAGGAAAAAUUGAGUUUCUUGCCGGGACAGUGAGUGAGACCAUGCACAUAUCGCCACCCGUCCACAUGAUGUUCGGAGACACGCUACCGAGCGAACAUGGUGAUGGCGUUAGGCUACACAGUCUGAUGGCGUUUGGAUCACACGAAGCUAAAUUUCGAAGACCAGUGCAGGUGGAAAUUGACGUGCCUCGCAUCGCUGAGACUGACCAGGUAGGUUAAUGGUAGCUUGCA
Molecule: messenger RNA, 816 nt
Organism: Sycon ciliatum
Lineage: Eukaryota; Metazoa; Porifera; Calcarea; Leucosolenida; Sycettidae
Exons: 7
Coding region: 160-804 (214 amino acids)
Source: RefSeq, a predicted model, not a curated record